Molecule: messenger RNA, 11052 nt
Organism: Mugil cephalus (flathead mullet)
Lineage: Eukaryota; Metazoa; Chordata; Actinopteri; Mugiliformes; Mugilidae
Product: MAM domain-containing glycosylphosphatidylinositol anchor protein 2-like
Exons: 18
Coding region: 1012-3906 (964 amino acids)
Biological process (GO): homophilic cell-cell adhesion
Cellular component (GO): neuron projection; plasma membrane
Molecular function (GO): protein binding
Source: RefSeq, a predicted model, not a curated record
CCAGCAUCCAGCAGCUGCGCCUCUCAUGCCUUUCCUGACGCCGAGCGAAGCCUCCCAUACAGAUGAGCGCUGGGAGCCACGCACCUCUUGACGUAGCCACAGACCGGUUGCGGUGCCACUCGGUCUCCGUAGCACGUAUUGCGCAACGUGACUGAUGCUCAACUGGCACCGCGGCGGGCGCAUCCGGCUCCCGCUGUCGCGUGAAUCCCACCAGAAAAGUGCACUCUCUCUCUCUCUCAACGGCCGAGUCGGCGCAAGGCAGAGGAGCCGAGGAGCUCGGAGAGAAAAACCCGUCCGCGCCCUGCUACCCUUGCCACCGUCGCCGCCGCCGCCGCCGCCGGGAGAGACGUGUCGAGCGCGCCGCGUCGGGGUGCAGCAGCGCUUGGUGUGACCGUGUGUGUCGAGCGCGCGAUCCUCCGCCGUGGCAUCGACGACAGCGGCUUUGACGGCUUGAUCGAGCACACGGGCGGACGCGCAAGUGAGGAUUUGUGGAGAACGGAGGUGAGCGCUCGGUUUCUGACAGCAUGCAGCCAACGCAGCAUCCGCGGAGCGAGCCGUGACCACAUCUGGAUCUUUGAGGAGAUAGUCCAGAUAGUCCGCCUGUGACCCACAUCGGUGUGCUUGGCCCCGUCGGUUAAAGUCACACGGCCGUCAGUGGAGCGCACCUACCUGGAAGUCGGAAGAGGGGUUGCGUUUUCUCAUAAAGGCCGGGCUCUCCGCAGCCCACUCCCCGCGCCUUGCCUGCUUCCCCACAUCCUCCGCGGCGUCUCAGUGCCGGGAGCGCUCGGGCGUUUUAAUUUUUUUUUUCUUCUUCUUCUCCCGACUGCAUGACUGUUUUCACCGAAACAUACCUGUACGGCGAAUACCGGGACUAAAUAAACAAACAAACGUGUGGAUCGGUGGCAGCAGUUGCCGCGUCUGCACAUACAAUAUAUAUGCACCUCAGCCACACCACCCCGGAAAGGACUUCUUGCUAUUGAGAGCUGGAUAUGCAGAGAUUAACGUGAAAGGAUGGAUCUAAUUAUCUGUGUUUUGGGGCUGCUGGCGCUCGUCGUGGAGGGCAUCCGUUGCCAGGGAGUAUAUGCGUCUCCGACUGUCCGCAUCAUCCACUCAGGUCACGCCUGUAACGUCGAGGAGGAGAGGCACACGGAGCGAGUCUACACCAUCAGAGAGGGAGAAACCCUGGAGCUCACCUGUCUGGUGACGGGCCAUCCUCGGCCACAAAUCCGAUGGACGAAGACAGCCGGCAGUGUGUCCGACCGCUUCCAGGACUCCAGCGUGUUCAACGAGACGUUGCAUAUCGCAAAAAUCUUGAGGACCCAGGGUGGUCGCUACUACUGUAAGGCUGAGAACGGCCUGGGCUCUCCAGCUAUCAAGUCCAUCAGGGUGGACGUCUACUACCUGGAUGACCCCGUGGUGACAGUGCACCAGAGCAUAGGAGAGGCGAAGGAGCAGUUCUACUACGAGAGGACCGUCUUCCUGCGCUGCGUGGCCAAUUCCAACCCGCCCGUCCGCUACAGCUGGCACCGCGGGAGGGAGGUCCUGACUCAGGGCUCGGACAAGGGCGUAGAGAUCUAUGAGCCAUUUUUCACACAGGGGGAAACGAAGAUUUUGAAGCUGAAGAACCUGCGUCCUCAGGACUACGCCAACUACAGCUGCAUCGCCUCCGUCAGGAAUGUGUGCGGGAUCCCCGACCGCAGCGUAAUCUUCAAACUCACCAACAAGACAGCCUCCCCAUCCAUCAAACUGCUGGUGGAGGAUCCUAUCGUGGUGAAUCCUGGCCAGACGGUGUCCCUGGUGUGCAUCACCACUGGAGGGGAGCCGCCCCCCAUCCUCACCUGGGUCAGCAGUAAUGACAGCCUGCCACAGCGGAGCGUGGUGAAGGGGGGCACGCUCACGCUGCCGGCCAUCAGCUCAGACGAGGCCGGCGUCUACAGCUGCGUGGCCAGCAACAACGUGGGAAACCCGGCCAAGAAGUCCACCACCAUCGUGGUGCGAGCACUGAAGAAGGGCCGAUUCUGGAUCACUCCUGACCCCUACCACAAUGACGACAACAUCCAGAUCGGACGUGAAGUCAAGAUAUCUUGUCAGGUGGAGGCAACUCCUCCUGAGGAGCUGACGUUUAGCUGGCUGAAGAAUGGCCGCGCCUUGCGGAGCUCAGAGCGUAUGGUCAUCACCCAGACGGACCCCGACAUCUCACCUGGGACCACCAACCUGGACAUCAUAGACCUCAAGUUUACCGACUUCGGGACGUACACCUGCGUGGCCGCGCUGAAGGGAGGAGGCAUCCCUGAGAUCAGCAUCGACGUCAACAUCUCGUCCACAACUGUCCCUCCUUUGUUUUUCUCUUUCUUAGUUCCCCCCAACCUGACAGUCCCACGGGGCAAGUCCCCCCUGGUGGCCCGCGAGGGUGACACAGUGGAGCUGGAGUGCCUUGUUUCAGGGAAGCCCAAGCCCAUCAUCCUGUGGUCGCGAGCGGAUAAGGAGGCGCCCAUGCCGGACGGCAACAUGCAGAUGGAGAGCUACGACGGCGUACUGCGUAUUGUUAAUGUUUCCAGGGAGAUGACGGGCUCAUACCGCUGCCAGACAAGCCAGUACAACGGGUUCAACGUGAAGCCCCGGGAGGCGGUGGUGGAGCUGAUCGUACAAUACCCUCCGACGGUGGAGCCGGCUUACAUGGAGAUGCGUCAGGGCCUGGGGAGGCCGGUGGUGAUGACCUGCAGGGUGCUGCGAGCCCACCCCUCCCGCGUGCUGCGCUUCGAGUGGCUUCUGUCCAACCGGCUGCUCCACGCCGGGGCCUUCGACGCCCAGCGGGACGAGACGGAGUACACCAUCCGCAGCUUGAAUCGAGACGGCUGGGGCGAGUACACGUGUAACGUCAUCAACGAGGCCGGCGCGGGCAAAUGCACCUUCCAGGUUACAGGCAAAGCCUACCCUCCUGAAUUCUACUAUGACACCUACAGCCCUCUGUGGCAGAACAGACCCAGAGUCUACGGCUUCAAGCUUCAGUGGACUCAGAUGAAUCCCAACGCCGUGGACCGUAUUGUUGCCUACAGACUAGGCAUCAGACAGAUGGGGCUCCAGCGCUGGUGGGAGCAGGAGAUCCCUGUGGACGGAACAAUCAGCAAAGGAGAGCUCAUGACGCAUAACCUGACUGAGCUGAUAAAGCCCGAAUCCUACGAGGUGCGCCUCACCCCAAUCACACGUUUCGGAGAAGGCGACUCCACCAUCCGUAUUGUCACCUACAGCGCUCCCAUCAACCCUCACCUAAGAGAGUUCCACUGCAGCUUCGAGGAGGAGCCCAUCUGCAUGUUCACCCAGGACAAGAACGACGACUUUGACUGGACGAGGCACAGCGCCGCCACGCGCGACACCAAGUACACGCCCAACACCGGCCCCAGCGCCGACCACAGUGGCUCGAAGCAGGGUUUCUACAUGUACAUUGAGACUUCGAGACCACGCAAGGAAGGCGACCAGGCACGGCUCAUAAGUCCAUUCUUCAACGUGGCUCCUAAGAACCCUUACGGGAUCACAAACCCGCCCGCCUACUGCUUCGGCUUCUUCUACCACAUGUAUGGAAAACACAUAGGAACACUAAACGCCUUCCUAAAGCAGAAGGGCCAAACGACCUCAGAGGGUCCUGUGUGGUCGCUAAGUGGUAACCAAGGUGAGCGCUGGAAGCAGGCCAAAGUAAGCAUCCACCCCACAUCGUCCUUCCAGGUCGUACUAGAAGGCGUCCGGGGACCAGGCAUCGAGGGAGACAUCGCCAUUGAUGAUAUCACGCUGGAGGAAGGGGAGUGUCGAGAUCCACCGCCUAAUCUCAGCUCCAUGGCUCUGUCCACGCCCUCCCAUAUAUGGCUGCUAUGUGUCACCUUGGUUGUGACCCUCCUGGAAGGUCAGAGGUGACCCACUUCUCCGCCAUCUCAGAGACGAAUAUUCAGACCCACCGUCUGUGAGCUACACCGUCGGCAUCCAAUCACCAAAGAUUCAUGCAUCCUGAAAGCAGCAGGGUCCCCUGGCGGACCGCAGUCCACAGAGGGACCUCCGUUAUCGGAAGAGAGAGAGAGAGAGUGAGAAAAAAAAAAAAGUAAUAACGAAGAUGCGCUAAUUUUUUAAAAGAGACCUCUUUUACAGAAAACACUCCUUCGGUGCGGGACGUCUUUACGAGCACAAAGACAGGCGGGCGACGAGCGAGCCCUGACUUUGACAGCGGAGUUCACAAGCGUCAAGGGGGGGACAAGUUUGCAAAGCACAAGAACAAUUUUCCGAAGCUGCGGACAUCUCUUUGGAAGGCGGCGGAAAACGCAGACACUGCUGACUUUUUGAUUACGAAGUAACAUUUCCCCGCUCAACAAACACGUGGAAUCAGACCUUUCUCUGUGUAUCUUUAUCUCCAUUCCCCCGCAUCAGACGCCAAUCACCCGACACUUGUCUUUUUUUUUUUUUUCCACUCUUGCCCAGCCACACGUCACACCUUGGCAUUUCCUUAUCUGCUUGGUGCUGCACUGUCGAACAACAAGGACUCUGGCAACAUUUAGUUCUGUCUGCUUAAUCCCCUGUAGCUGCCUAUGUAUCUUUUAACACUGUGCUCACGAGUCCCAAGUGGCCAACUGACGGUAUGGUGGCAGAACAAUAAACGCGGAAGAAUGAGCAGGGGUGUAGGCAGCUGGACCGGAGGGCAGGAAGAAGCUUAAGAUGGAAGGAGGAGGAGGGGGAGGGAGAGGAGGAGGGGUGUAUGAAGUGAGGAAAGAGUGGAGCGAGAGGAAUAACAGGCAGAGAGUAGAGAAAGGUCCGAUUAGCGAGCCCUGACUCGAAUAUUCAGUCAGCGGUCUGCCUGUGGAACAGAAGCCACUUUACUUUCUGCCAUGAAACAAAGUGCCUUCAGGUUACAAACCGAAUCGUGAGCCUGGGUGUUAAUCAACAUCGAACAAAUCUCUGUUCAUGUUUCCUCUGAUGGGCUAUUUUCUACACGUUUCUUUCGCCCCACAAGUGCUGACGGGAGGGCGCCGCGCGCUCAGAGGGAGUAUCGGGGCUUCGCUACAGCUGGAUUUUACUCCCGAUGGGUUAGUCUGUAUGUCUGUCUGUCUGUGUGCGUGCGUGUGGAAGUGUGUGUGUGGAAGCGUGUGUGUUCGUGUGCAUGCGCCUGAGCAUAAUAUAAUGUGAGGGCAGCCCUGGCAGACCCCGAGCACAGAUUUGGAAAAAGUUUGAGGGAAGAAAAAAAAAAAAAAAAAGCAGCGGCAGCAGUGAAAGUGAGGCUCUGGAUCCUUUCUUUUUUUCCUAUUUUUUUCCUUUUUUUUUUGCAGAAAGACAGAUUAAGAGCAUACAGGAGGAUAAAGACGCUUCCUCCUCAAGUGAAUACCCCACUCUCUCUUCCCACAUUUCUCCUGACCCGGCGGGCGAGCAUUUUUUUUAAAACAAAAGGACGACCGCUGAAUAAAACAUUGCGAUGUACAGGGAGGAGAGUAGCACGGACUUCCGGGACUGCAGGCUCUUCGUCAGGGCGAGACGGCUCGUCCCUGUCCUCCGCCAUUUAUAUGGAACUAUACGAGAAUAAAAGAUAAUAAUGACCAUAAUAAUAGUCAUGAUAUUUUAUUACUCUAGCGAGAAUGUUUCUCUGCUUUUACACAAACUGUGAAGAUUGACUGUGGAAGAUCUACCUGAGACCAUAACCUUAACCAGCGGGGUUUUUAAAAAAAAAAAUGUAUUGUAAAAAAGAGAAAACAAGAAAAUGAAAAAUUCCGUUCAUUGUUGGUUAUGACAAAUGUUUUGAGGACUUGUGUCUUGUUUCUUAUUUUUAUUUUAUUUUUUCUGUUGAAUAUGACUUUAACUUCCUUUCUCUUCUUGUUGUCUCCCUUUGCAUUGCUGAAAUAUCAAAGCCGAUGGAAGCAUAAGAAGUAAACCAAUUUGGUAAAUGUAUAACUUGUAAAUGUUAAAGAAGCUCUAUUCAAAGGUUUAUGAUAAAUGUUUUAUGUUGGAGUACAGGAAGCACAACAUACAGUUUUAAGGUCUCGACAUAUGAAAAAAAAAAAAUCCAUUUUCUAUUCCUCUGCACAUGCGUGACCUGCUCCCACCAAUUCAGGCUUUUCAACUUCUCUAAAAACAAGUCUGUAUUAAACCAACAGCAAAACUGACCCUUUUCUACUUGCUAUAUCCGUGUUUCUUGCGCAGCCACAACAACACUUGAGGGACGCGGGCGGGAACACGGUAGAGAGGAAUCCCCCCGCGGCGGCGGACUGUGCGAUGGUUUCGGUCUCGGUGUUGUGGUCCAGCAUAUGUAGCCUCUUCAGUGGAAGCCUGGGUUAGUCUGAGUGGGUUGUGUACAUGUGUGAGCGUAAAGCUGUGUACAAUAGGUGUGAUUAAGAAACUGAUACAUGUAAAGAAGAUUAAUACGCUAAGCAAAACAGAGCAGAAUGAUGAGCAUUUCAGGGCAUCCUCAUGAUAUUGUUACAGCCUGUAUGAUGUUAUUACAGAUACAUUACCUGCUAUCCAUUUCUGUUUUCUUUUUUACAUAUAUAUAUAUAUAGUUUCACACAUUUUCAUUUCAAGUGUAGGAUCAUACUGAAUGUAAAUGGAGUUCUGGGGAGUUCUUUAGUCUCACGGUCUUACUAGAUAUAACGUUUUACUAAAACAUUUGGGUUUUCUGUGUGCUUUUGACGACAAGAACUUUUUAUAGGUUGCUCUGGACGCGUUGAGAAGUUCCUCUCUGACUUUGACCAGACUUUGACACAAUUUCCAAAAAUAUAAGCUCGGAUAAAACGUCCAUUAGCCCGCUGCUGUAUCCUCCCGUGGUAUAGUGGGUGAUGAUAAGUGCCAAAGUGCCCCGAAACGGUCGUCACUGUUGCCAAGUAUGGAUAUGAGUUUGUUGAGAAAUUUUGGUAGCUCCUUUAGCCUCCCUGAGCACCUGGUUGGUUCAUGUCAAGAACAGAAGAUCAGGACAUCAGCAUAAACGUACGUGAAUGAUCAGAAAUUCCGGCUGGGUUUAAAUGAAAGAAAAAUACGCGUUUGACACUUUUAAAGGAGUAAUUUGAUCUUUUGGGAAACAGGCAGGCAGCCAGCAAAGACAGCUCCCAGCCAAGAAACACUCCAGCCCAGCAUCCCAUCAAACCAAAACUUGUAGAUCAAACUAAAAGGAUUUAAAUGAAAUUUAGGUUACGCCCACACUGACACAGGUUUGUUUUUUGAAAUCCUUUGCUGCGUUGCCAGCGUGCGUCCACCACUCGGAGACAAGAAACGCACUCGUCUCCUUGUCCAACUCUUGACAAAAUGUCCAAACGCUGCUUUAAAAUAACCGAGUUCAAAAGUAGUCAAACUCUCUCCUGUUUAUGUGCUUCGUGAAUAUCAGAUUUACAUCAGUAUCAGCCUUUCAGACACUAGAGCAGACCUCACUUCUGUUCAAGCAGUGUGGCUCAUACAAUGAAAUACUGGGUACAUUCAUGCAAAUUGAACAUUUUCAUUUGGGUUAAGAAAAUAUUGUGUAAUUUCUCAGAAACCGCGGUUGAAAUGGCACCGCAAAACGGAUCAUUGUUUAUUUACACGGCGUUGCAGCUCUCACCGUGUCCUUGAUUUCCAUAUCUGUGCGAUUCACCCACUCAGCGGCAGCCUCUGCCCUCCGCUGUGUGCGAGGGACGCGAACCCUGCGCGUGGCGUGCGCAGCCCGAGCUGCUGUGUUUUCUUGAUAAAAAGUCCUCCAAGCCACUUCAAAAGUACAAUUGGGAUGGAUUAACAGUUCCUGAAUAUGUAAACAGUGUUGUGUGGCACUUUACUCUCUAACAGCGCUCACUGUUGGUUUUGAUGAUGAGAGGCGUCUGCAGGGUGGAAGGUGUGAAGUGUGCAUAAUCUAACAAGAGGAAUUUCUGCGUUACUUUGGGUGCUGGAGUUUAAUGCAACCACAUCCUCCGAGUGUUUUGUUUUUACAUCUCUGUGCACACAAUUGUUUUUUAUUACGAAUCUGCAUCUGCUUUCUCUGUAACGUGAAGCAUUUAUUUAUUUAACAUUUUAUCUGCCAGAAUCGUGGAGCUCUGUGUCUCCUGUACUGCCCCCAAUACAACUGUUAUAAAAACUACAUUUCCCAAAUUGAGCAUAGCACAGAGCACUAAACUCAUUGUGCUUCAACAUCGCGGAGUGGCUGUCAGCUGACCAGUAAUGUCCAGUCAUCUUUACUUAGGUGUUCAUAGCUGGACACGUUUUACUAUUAUGCUUCCCUCAUCUGUUAACUACUCUUCUAUGUUUCCUACGCUGGGUUGCCCACUUCUUAACUUGCUAAACUGCUAACCUCUCGAUGCUAACAGUUGCCUAGACGCCAUGUUCUCAUCAGUGUUGCUAGAUAACGUCUUUCCAGCCCAAUAGCUGUUUAAAAAUCUGCAGAAAUGCGCACAAAAGUUGCCCAAAAUAUUACUCUAGAUAAGGGCAGCUGGAACAGACGUACCAAACCGCGCUUCUGUGAAGUAUACGCAUCUUCCUUUUUACACACACGCACUUUCUUGGAAAGAGUAAAUGCACUUUGGUUUUGUUUCAAAUAAGCGUUAAAAAGUAAUUAGAAUAAAAGAAAAAAACUGCCUAAAUUUUAUUCAUCUCAGCAGGAAACCUUCCAGUCUGGCAACACUGUUUCCCCCGGCUCACAGCUGAUCUUACCAUUUCCAGUGGUUUUACCCAUUUACAAACUCUUCAUGUCCACGUGUCAUUAAUCAUGUACAGUUUUAACCGUAUAAGCAUUUUUCUGCAAAUGCCUUGAUGUAAGCGUCUCUCACUGUUCUUUUAAAAGUUGCAGUGAGUGCGUUUCAUAGAUUUUUACCUCCACCGUAAUAGAUGCACAUGAGUGGGUCCAAAUGUUAGGGCAGCAGUCAAAUAAAACCACUAGAGUUAGUACAGCACGCGGAAUUUUCCAUAAAAUUGAGUCGACAGGGGAGAAAAACAAAGGCCGGACCACUAAAGCUCAUAGUCAUGAAAAAUACUGCCCAUUAUCAAAUGAAGCAUUUGGGUCAGUUGUGCAGCUGUGUUGCAUUACAUCGCGCCGGUCACAGCCACUCGAGAAAUUGCCUUUUUUUUUUUUUUUUCUGCUGUAACGUUGCUGCAAACAAGUCAAUCCUUAUUGCAUGGAAAAAAAAAAGGCAAUAAACAUUCGGCUGGUGGAGGGAGGGAGGGGAACAGGCUGCUGCACUUCAUACGGAGACACAAACUGUGCUUUCCUUUCACGCUGUCAUUUCCCCUUCCUUCUUGAUGGAAUUGCAUUUUUGAUUUGAUUCCUUUGUGCAACUUUAACGGGACCGUUUCGUGAGACAUGGGGACAGACGAGAAUUUGUUUCCAGCGCUUUUUCCUUCUGAAAGUCUCCCUUAAAAGUCUGUCAUUUCCAUUUGCGCGUUGAUGAAUACGUGAAUGGUUAAUGCAGCUGUGCAUGAGUGUACCCAGCGCUCACGUUAAUGCCAUUAAAAAGGAGGAGGUGGUGCUGCAGCGUAGAACGGUGCGGCCCAUCAGAGCGUGUGCAUGCUACAGACUGGACAUUACCGCAACAUGCAGCACACUAAAACAAUUUCCCAGGGCUUUGGUGAAUCUGAUUAAAUGUAUUCGUGUGAGAAGAACUGGUGGCUACGAGACUAAAUACAAUUUAUUUUAAAAAGUAUUAAUCUUAAUUCCUAAAAGGUGCAUACCUAGUUAUAUUUAAAAAUACCUUGCUUAAAGAGGAAAUUCCUGUUCAGCUACUCUGCUAAAUUGAAGCACUUUCCAACUAUAACAUAGUUAAAAAGGUGUUUUAAGCUAUAAUUUUUUUUGCAUAAUGCUCAUUUAGCUGUAGCUGCCAUUACCUGUAGAUUUAUCCGAAUCAGAAAAGCCUUUAUUUAUCCCAGAGGGGCAAUUAGGAUUCUUAUUCUUACCUUGUAUUUAACCUUGUGCUUUGAGGGUUGCUAAAAGGAACACUCGCAACAUUUGGAAAUGUUCUCAUUUUCUGUUCAAUCCAAGAAGGGCUCUGUCACAUUGUGCCAUUCAUCGCGCUAUUUUAGCUCCCCGAAAAACCAUUCAAUUCCGCCAGCGUGGUAUAAUUGCCCCCGGUAGCUCUGAUUAUCGCCAUCCACACCGCCCCGCCUGCAAGACAUUAGUUCAGCAAAGAGGACCGGUGCCAAAGGAGGGCGGACAUUGUGGCGAGGCCGGCAAAAUUGGCAGUUGCGGUGGAUUCGGCGGCGUUCGUUUGAACGACUCGAGCUGCAAUGAAAUGUCCCUCGUGUCAAACCUGAAACAUUGCUAGAGAACUACAGAUUUUUGUCUUCUUCUUCUUCUUUUUUUUUUUUUUAAGAGUAAAAUCGCCACCUUAACACAGUGAGUUUCUUUUACCUCCACACAGCAGCCAGGCGGCGGUGAGUGACUUCCCGACGGGAGGCUGACUGCAGCCUCGCUAAAUAACUGGAGAAGCCAGACACGUUUCAAUGAUCUCAUUUUACUCUGUCAGGGGAAAAGCAGUGUAUCGCUAUUUGAAGGCAUGGCUGCUCAGUGUGACAACUUUACCAGCACGAAAACUGCCACCUCUCAGUACCCUCUCUCUCUCUUUCUCUCUCUCUCUCUGUCUCUCUGUCUCUCUCUCUGGUGAACAUUGCUGCUUUUUGAUGGCUACCCUCUUCUCGCUGUCUUCUCUCUGUCUCCUGAUUGGGAAUCACAGGCCAGGCAGGAGCAACAUGUAUGCACGCACAGGCUCCAGUUAUUUGCCGUCGGUGCAGAUGACUGCGCGCGGGGUGACAAUACGAGGACGUUUGCCAAUCAAAUCCACCCAUACUCCCCCCCGCCCGACAAACACACACACGCACACACUCCCCGCUCGCUCUUGAACAGACCCAUACUAAAAUUUGAUGCUGUGAUAUCAAGGUUGUUGAGAAAGCUGUGUUUCAGUGAUGUUAUUUAUCUUGUUCUGUGCCAACACCCUGUAAUGAUGACCUGUCACUCUUCUCUGUUUUGUGCUCUAUAUUUAUAUACGAUCAGGCUUCUUUUUCACUGUAUUUCUUUGGAUUUAUCACCCAUUUUUUGUGCCAUACCUGCAACUAAUGAAAAAAAUAAAGAAAAGGAAUAUUUUA